Molecule: messenger RNA, 3923 nt
Organism: Dermochelys coriacea (leatherback sea turtle)
Lineage: Eukaryota; Metazoa; Chordata; Testudines; Dermochelyidae
Gene: PKN2
Product: protein kinase N2
Exons: 22
Coding region: 288-3242 (984 amino acids)
Biological process (GO): peptidyl-serine phosphorylation; intracellular signal transduction
Molecular function (GO): ATP binding; protein serine/threonine kinase activity; small GTPase binding
Source: RefSeq, a predicted model, not a curated record
CCCCAGCCAGCAGCGGUGGAGGCGGCGGCCGAGGGCUGCCGGAGCCGAGCAAGGAGCAGCCAGGGCGGGGGAAGAGGAGCUCGGGUGGGCGGCCAGCCGGGGAGCGCAGCGCCGCGCUCGCGACGACCCCCCAUGAGAGGGGGGGUUCUUGCCCCUCCCGGAUCCCCCAGCCUCCCGCCCGGGCUGAGCACUCAGCGCCCCCUCCCCCCGAUUAGUCCCGGACCCAGACCCGCCUCCCUCCCCUCCCCGGCGGCAGCGUCCAGGUGCGGAGUUCAAACCAGAGCGCAAUGGCGUCCAACACGGCGGAGAGGGAGAUUCUCCUCACCGACCUCCAGGGGGAUGCCCGAAAUCUUCUAGUCUCGGAAAAUGUAAGCAUUGGCCAAAAAUUGGACUUCUCAGACACAAUGGUACAACAGAAGUUGGAUGAAAUAAAGGACCAAAUCAAACGUGAAAUAAGGAAGGAACUUAAAAUCAAGGAAGGAGCAGAGAACCUGAGAAAGGUCACAACAGAUAAAAAAAACUUGGCUUACGUGGACAACAUUUUGAAAAAAUCAAACAAGAAAUUGGAAGAAUUGCAUCAUAAAUUACAGGAAUUAAACGCGCACAUUGUUGUAACAGAUCCAGAAGAUGUUACAGAGUGUCCCAGAACACCAGAUACUCCAAACAGUGACCCUCGUUUUUCUACGAACAACAGAUUGAUGGUCCUAAAAAAGCAAUUGGAUAUAGAACUGAAGGUAAAGCAGGGAGCAGAGAAUAUGAUACAAAUGUAUUCAAAUGGCUCUUCAAAGGAUCGAAAACUUCUUGCUACAGCUCAACAGAUGCUCCAGGACAGCAAGACGAAAAUAGAAGUCAUAAGGAUGCAGAUUCUUCAGGCAGUCCAGACCAAUGAAUUGGCUUUUGAUAAUGCAAAACCUGUGAUAAGCCCUCUUGAGCUUCGAAUGGAAGAACUGCGGCAUCAUUUUAGGAUAGAGUAUGCAGUAGCAGAAGGUGCAAAGAACGUGAUGAAAUUGCUUGGCUCUGGAAAAGUUACCGACAGAAAAGCACUUUCAGAAGCUCAAGCAAGAUUUAAUGAAUCAAGCCAGAAGCUGGACCUCUUAAAGUAUUCAUUAGAACAAAGACUGAAUGAACUUCCUAAAAACCAUCCCAAAAGCAGUAUCAUUAUAGAGGAGCUUUCAUUGGUCUCUUCACCAACACUAAGUCCACGUCAGAGUAUAAUAUCUACACAGAACCAGUAUAGUACACUAUCCAAACCAGCAGCUUUAACAGGUACUUUAGAAGUAAGGCUCAUGGGUUGCCAAGAUAUUCUGGAAAACGUCCCUGGUCGAUCAAAAGCUACAUCAAUUACUCUACCUGGUUGGAGUCCAAGUGAAGCCAGAUCAUCUUUCAUGAGCAGAACAAGCAAAAGUAAAAGUGGGAGUAGUCGAAACCUUUUGAAAACAGAUGACUUGUCCAAUGAAAUCUGUGCUGUAUUGAAGCUGGACAACACUGUGGUUGGUCAAACUAGCUGGAAGCCUAUUUCCAAUCAGUCAUGGGAUCAGAAGUUUACACUGGAACUAGACAGGUCACGUGAAUUAGAAAUUUCAGUUUAUUGGCGUGAUUGGAGGUCUCUGUGCGCAGUGAAGUUUCUGAGAUUAGAAGAUUUCUUAGACAACCAGCGACAUGGCAUGUGUCUCUAUCUUGAACCACAGGGUACUCUAUUUGCUGAGGUUACAUUUUUUAAUCCAGUUAUUGAAAGAAGACCAAAACUCCAGAGACAAAAGAAAAUUUUUUCAAAACAACAAGGCAAAACAUUUCUCAGAGCUCCUCAAAUGAAUAUUAAUAUUGCCACUUGGGGAAGGCUGGUGAGAAGAGCUAUUCCUACAGUAAAUCAUUCUGGUACCUUCAGCCCUCAAGCUUCUGUGCCUGCUACAGUGCCAGUGGUUGAUACAUGCAUUCCUGAACUAGCACGGUCAGCUAGUGAUUCUCCUGUAGCCAAAUUGGACUUUGAACUUGAACCUGAACCUCCGCCUGCUCCACCCCGUGCAUCGUCCCUUGGAGAAAUAUGUGACUCUUCAUCUGAGAAAAAGGGACCAGAUACACCCGUUCAGGAUGCAGAAACUACUUUUGAUUUUGAAAAUGAGAGAGAGAGUAAUGUUUCAAAACUCCAACCUGAAAUAAUUUGUGAGCCUGAAAUUCCACACACAGACAUAAAGAGUACCAACAUACGAGAGCCUGAAGAUAGAAGAACACAAAGAUUUCAAUUUAGUCUGCAAGAUUUUAGGUGUUGUGCUGUACUGGGUAGAGGUCAUUUUGGAAAGGUGCUGCUGGCUGAAUACAAAAACACAAAUGAGAUGUUUGCUAUUAAAGCGUUAAAGAAAGGAGACAUUGUUGCUCGUGAUGAAGUAGACAGCCUUAUGUGUGAAAAGCGAAUUUUUGAAACUGUGAAUAGUGUACGGCAUCCCUUUUUGGUGAACCUUUUUGCUUGUUUCCAAACCAAAGAUCACGUUUGCUUUGUAAUGGAAUAUGCUGCUGGUGGAGACCUGAUGAUGCACAUUCAUACUGAUGUCUUUUCUGAACCAAGAGCAGUAUUUUAUGCUGCGUGUGUGGUUCUUGGACUCCAGUAUUUACAUGAGCACAAAAUAGUUUAUAGAGAUUUGAAGUUGGAUAACUUGUUGUUGGAUACAGAAGGAUUUGUGAAAAUAGCCGACUUUGGUCUUUGCAAAGAAGGAAUGGGAUUUGGAGAUAGAACAAGCACCUUCUGUGGCACUCCAGAAUUUCUUGCACCGGAAGUGUUGACAGAAACAUCCUACACAAGAGCUGUGGACUGGUGGGGUCUUGGUGUACUCAUCUAUGAGAUGCUAGUUGGGGAGUCACCCUUCCCUGGAGAUGAUGAAGAAGAGGUUUUUGACAGUAUUGUAAAUGAUGAAGUAAGAUAUCCACGGUUCCUUUCUACAGAAGCCAUCUCUAUAAUGAGAAGGCUGCUACGAAGAAAUCCAGAGCGGCGUCUUGGAGCUGGUGAGAAAGAUGCUGAGGAUGUGAAAAAGCAUCACUUCUUCCGGCUAAUAGAUUGGAAUGCUUUGCUGGCUAAGAAAGUGAAGCCCCCUUUUGUACCCACCAUUAGAGGAAGAGAAGAUGUUAGUAAUUUUGAUGAUGAAUUUACCUCAGAAGCACCUAUUCUCACUCCACCCCGGGAACCAAGGAUACUUUCAGAAGAAGAGCAGGAAACAUUCAGAGAUUUUGAUUACAUUGCUGAUUGGUGUUAAAUUUCUAGAUACUGUGAAAUCAUAGCUAACUGGCUCAGAAGAAUACCAGCCCUUCAAUUGCUCUCUGUGCCACCUGUAGCUUCUGAUUUUUAUUCACAUGAAGAUUCUUUAGUGUACUGUUUAAUACUCUUGUGAAGAGUGGCCUCCAUGUCAUAUUUUAUCUGAGCACUGGAAAGCAGUUCUAUAGCAUUUAAGCUGAGUUGGUGAAUACAGGCUACAUUAAGCUCUCACAUGGACACACUUGGAUCUGUACUGUAAUUUUUACUUUUCUACAGCAGAUAACAUUGUAAAAUACAUGCCUUAAGUGGGGGGGGAACAGAUUGAGCUAGAUUGAUAACCAUUUAACUUUUAUUCAGCCAUCUUAAAAUAGUUUGGGGUGCUGUUGACAUGAGAAUAUGGUUUUUAUCUGGAGAAGGCAAAUGGUCAGUUUUUAAAAAAAUUACUGUAAUGUCCAAAAAUGUUUAAUUUUAGACAUGCACACUUUCAGCUUGUUUUAAAAUGGAAAUUAAGAACUGAUGCCUUGUUUUGUAAAUUUUCUAUGGUAUUUAUUAGAAAAGUGUGUUAAAUGCCUUGCCUUUGUGAGAUACAGUAAAAGUGCUUCCAUAAAAACAAAAACAGACAGAUCCUGAAAGUUUACCAAAGCCACUUGCCAAACAGUUUUGCUUUUAAGAAUGGCUUAAA